AUGCUACCCGCUGUCACUGCCAGUGGCCCCUCCCUUCGAUGGGAGACAACAGGCUACGUCCCGGAGGCCGACAGACCUGAUGGCACGGUCCUUGAUAGCCUCGUCGAAAUUUUUGGAUCAGAGCAAUUUAUACAUACUUACUCUGACUUACUCAACGAGCAGCGCAGGGCCUUCUCCAGUGUUUGCCUACAGCAAUCUCGCCUCAAGGCCACCGCACAUGCUUGGCGGUCCGCGAUCUCUGAAGAGGUCGAUGGCAACGAAGAUAUCUCUGUACAGUGGGCUUCGUGGCACACUAGGUCUGCCGAUAUGAUGUGCUCAGUCGAUUUUGCUGAGUGGCUAGUGCCGGACGCUCUAGCUCAUCCUAGAGCUCCGUCAACUUUCCGUGAUGGAUCCCUUCUCCUCCCUUGGCUUUCCUUCGAGGAUGUCCACCUCGUUGAGUGUGCCAUCUGUGAGGACAUCUCUCUGCAUUGUCUGUCCAGUGGACGGCGCAUGACAGUUGCUUCCGACAGCCCUCUCUCCUUGAUUUUCCCCGUUGGACUUCAGGGGAGGGAACUGUUUAUGGAUUUUGUCUCCCUGGGCUUCUGGAGACCCUUGGGGUGCCUACUCCUGUCAAGCAUUACCGUUCUCUCUCGACUCAUCUGCGCCGGCUUCGGUUGUUUGCUGACCUUGUUCGCGGGGUUGUGCAUCUCUGGAGCAAGGGCAUUCCUGCUUUCCUGGUCACGUCACGAGUUGACUGCCCUGGCCUAA
Symbiodinium sp. CCMP2456 is the source of this 747-nucleotide messenger RNA. The record is from the annotation of a GenBank genome assembly. Lineage: Eukaryota; Dinophyceae; Suessiales; Symbiodiniaceae.